Molecule: messenger RNA, 1407 nt
Organism: Exophiala viscosa
Lineage: Eukaryota; Fungi; Ascomycota; Eurotiomycetes; Chaetothyriales; Herpotrichiellaceae
Product: histone chaperone asf1
Exons: 3
Coding region: 318-1178 (286 amino acids)
Biological process (GO): DNA replication-dependent chromatin assembly; nucleosome disassembly; nucleosome assembly
Cellular component (GO): nucleus; chromatin
Molecular function (GO): histone binding
Source: RefSeq, a predicted model, not a curated record
AGUUACUCUGGGCACGUGAGCCUGCACUGGCUAGGCUUCCCUAGCCUAGUGGCUGCCUAGUGGGCUGCAACGACUGGUCCUGCCCACCGUGAAGUGCCGCGGUCGCGGUGCGCAGACUGACGCGAUAUGUCUGCGCGCUGCUUAAAACACCGCGACUUUUUCCUAACAUCAAUCACCAGCAACAUCUCAGGCACAUCCUUUGGUCACCGCUCCGACUGCAAUAUCCUGUGUAUCAAGCAUCAAGCGUCUAUCAAGAGUCUCGCGACAUCCUCAUCCAUUUCUAGCCUCUCAAGACAUCAGCUGCCCUCGUUGCAAUCAUGUCGGUCGUGUCGCUGCUCGGCGUCAAGAUUCUCAACAACCCUGCCCCGUUCACUGCUCCCUACGAAUUCGAAAUCACAUUUGAAUGUCUCGAACAACUACGAGAGGAUUUAGAGUGGAAAUUGACCUAUGUCGGUUCUGCCACGUCUGCAGAACACGAUCAAGAACUGGACUCAUUGCUUGUUGGACCAAUUCCCAUAGGAGUGAAUAAGUUCAUAUUCGAAGCUGAUCCCCCGAAACUCUCGCGUCUACCAUCUUCCGAAAUCAUCGGAGUCACCGUCAUCCUCCUGACUUGCUCGUACGAUGGUCGAGAGUUUGUGCGCGUGGGCUACUACGUCAACAACGAAUACGACAGUGAAGAGUUGCAAAAUGACCCUCCGUCAAAACCCAUCAUCGAACGUGUUCGACGCAACAUCCUGGCAGAGAAGCCUAGAGUGACCAGAUUUGCCAUCAAGUGGGAUUCGGAAGAGUCUGCUCCUGCCGAGUAUCCGCCUGAUCAACCCGAAGCCGAUACCCUGGACGACGAUGGCACAGCCUACGGCGCAGAGGAGGCCGACAUGCAAGCAGCGUUGGAAAAGGAGCUUGAGGACACAGACGCUGCUGCCAAAAAGGCGCCUGUUAGUGGCAAACAAGAACCCGUGGUAGCCAAGCAGGAGAAAGAAGAGGACGAAGAAAGCGAGGCCGGUAGCGAAGACCUUGAGGAAGAGAGCAGCGAGAGCGACGAGGAUGAAGAAGAUGAGGAGGCCGCCGAGGGUGAGGAUACCGAAAUGGCCGAAGCCGAUGAGAAGCCCGCCACUUCCACCACAGCGACAAGUGGUGAACAAAAGACCGAAGCUCAGCCAGAGGUCAUGGUACAUUAGAAAGCAGUGUUUCACUGAAAAAGAGCAAGGCGUUUGGAGUCGAAAUUGGGCGGCCAUAGCAUGUGACGUUUAACAUGCCUUGGACGAGAUGAGAGAUUACGAUAUUGGGGAUGGUAUUGCCAUGAUGGAGUACACCGUCAGCAUUGUAUUGCGCUCGGCUUAGAUGGUGAUGGGAGAUGGUAAUGUCAUCAUACACUUCAGCCUGGUAUGAUAAUACAAGAAAUAGAAA